GGAGAUUUUCCUCACUCUUGACUGAAGACUAAAAGGGCCUCUCUCUUUCUCUCUCUCAUAGCUUCUUCCUCUUUAACAAUAACAAUUAACAAUGGUUUCAUUUUUCUAUUCUUGUACUAAUUCAACCCCUUUUCUCUUCUUAUUCCUCCUCCUUCUCCUUUAUCCUUUUUGGGGUUUUCUUGGUUUUCAAAUUUUCUAAAGGAAAAGUUAGUUAUAAAGUGAGAAUCUUGAUAUUUGUUUUAAUAUGGGGAUUUGCUAUGGUAAACCUGUAAAGCUUGCUCAUGCAUCUUCUAGCUUGCUGUCUGAUUCUAGAACAGGCCCUGGAAGUGAGAGAAAGGAAUACAAUCGUCCUUGUAAGCAGACACUUGAGGGCAGUUUAGGACAUGCUCUCAAGUCUUGCAAAAGUGAUCUAUCUGCCGUCAGCCAUCUCAAGUCCUUUACCUUCAAUGACCUCAAGAAUGCAACUAGGAACUUUCGAGCUGAUAGUCUUCUUGGUGAGGGAGGAUUUGGAUAUGUCUUCAAAGGAUGGCUAGAUGAAAAUACGCUUACGCCCUGCAAACCAGGGACAGGGAUGGUAGUGGCCGUCAAGAAACUUAAGCCAGAAAGCUUUCAGGGGCACAGAGAAUGGCUUGCAGAGGUUAACUACUUAGGGCAGCUUCGUCACGAAAAUCUUGUGAGGCUGAUUGGAUAUUGUGUAGAAUGUGAUAACAGGCUUCUUGUUUACGAGUAUAUGACCAAAGGAAGCUUGGAAAAUCAUCUAUUCAGAAAAGGAGUUCAGCUUAUGACUUGGAGUAAACGGAUGCGCGUUGCAGUAGAUGUUGCACGAGGACUGGCCUUCUUGCACAGUCUGGAUGCUAAUGUCAUCUAUCGGGACCUCAAGGCAUCAAACAUUCUACUUGAUUCGGAGUUUAAUGCGAAACUGUCAGAUUUUGGCCUCGCAAGGGAUGGUCCUGAUGGAGAUAGAACUCAUGUUUCAACCAGGGUCAUAGGAACUCGGGGUUAUGCUGCACCAGAAUAUGUCGCAACAGGUCAUUUGACUCCAAAGAACGAUGUUUAUAGUUUUGGGGUUGUUCUAUUGGAGCUGCUAUCAGGAAAACGAGCUACAGGCGAGGAAAACCCUGGAGGCGCUGAGGAAACAUUGGUAGAAUGGGCGAUACCUUUCCUAAGCGAUAGCAGACGAGUACUGAGAAUCAUGGAUACAAGGUUCGGAGGGCAGUACUCGAAGAAAGGUGCACAAGCUGCAGCAGCACUCGCCUUACGGUGCCUCCAUGUAGAUCCAAAACUUAGACCAAUAAUGGAUGAGGUAUUAUUAGCUACACUAGAGCUUUUGCCAACACCAAAAGAUAUUCCUAGGAUUUCACCACUACAGGCAAAUAAUGCAGCAAAUAACAAGAUAAGUCAUCAUCAAAAGAGAGUUGUCACACAUUCAAGAUAACUGUACCAACGCAUUCUACAUAUAUAUUUUAAGGAAGAUAUGUGGUAUUUUUCUUCUUUAUUUGUUUGUUGUUUCCCUUGUUUGAUGAGGAAGAAAUAUAUCACUAUAGUGCUCGAGUGUAAUAUGUAAAAUGUAUAUAUUUAGAAUGUAUAUUUAUAGUACUCUUUGUUUCUGAA
Messenger RNA from Nicotiana tabacum (common tobacco), 1611 nucleotides. RefSeq names its product putative serine/threonine-protein kinase PBL3. NCBI's taxonomy places the organism in Eukaryota, Viridiplantae, Streptophyta, Magnoliopsida, Solanales, Solanaceae. Gene Ontology annotation, biological process: protein phosphorylation. Gene Ontology annotation, molecular function: ATP binding; protein kinase activity. The record is from RefSeq and is a predicted model, not a curated record.